This is a messenger RNA of Lates calcarifer (barramundi perch), 9431 nucleotides long. It is a transcript of the gene sipa1l3, whose product is annotated as signal-induced proliferation-associated 1 like 3. The record is from RefSeq and is a predicted model, not a curated record. Gene Ontology annotation, molecular function: protein binding; GTPase activator activity. Gene Ontology annotation, cellular component: Golgi apparatus; cytoplasm; plasma membrane. Lineage: Eukaryota; Metazoa; Chordata; Actinopteri; Centropomidae. Gene Ontology annotation, biological process: epithelial cell morphogenesis; regulation of small GTPase mediated signal transduction; establishment of epithelial cell polarity.
UGCGCAGUGAGUGCGGGCGCAGCUCCGCCGUGGUGUCGGUUGAGCAUUCUUGGCAACGUCUCGCUCGGUGAACAGACAGUCGACCGUCGGUCAGCGAGUGUUUCCACAAUGUCUGGAGAAAUAUUUUAACGGAGUAGGAGCCGAGCGGAAACACCGGAGCAGCCUCAGAGUAAAAAACCGAGCCCUCGCUUUCUGCACUGUGACGUCAAACCUCACCACACCUGCUUCACCUGCACAGCUGAAGGCAGAACAAGACUGAAAAGAAUCCAAGAAGAAGAAGAAGAAGAACAGGACUGGUCUUAACUCAGACGUCUGUCCGUUGUGGACCAGUGAAGUCUUCCCCACCCUGCCAGUUGAAAGCAAUGUUUUUGGGAGCUGGAGGCCAUAGCACUGUCAGCAGAGUGUGUGUGGGGCCCCUCCUCUUCCUCUUCCCUAGCACCCAUCCUGACAUGGGAUGCCAGCCCCCUGCCCCCCAACCCUGAGCUCUCCUGGGGAGCCAUGAACAGCUACAGAGACAGAGGGGUCACUUGCACCUCCUCGGACCUUCUUGAUGGAGGAGGAGGAGGUGGAGGAGGAGGAGGGUUGCCCCAGCACACUCCCUUUCGUCACACCCCCAAUGGCCACCCGGCCCCUGGCCCCACAGACCCUGCCACCCAACUGCGCAUGUCUGUUCCCAAAAUGGGUGUUAGAGCACGGAUUGCAGAGUGGCCUCCACGGCGUGCACAGUCUCGGGAGUCGCUGCUUGAAAAUGGGCAAAUGGGCAGCAAUCACUAUGGAGACGAUUGCUCCACUUCGGUGUCAUCGUCAGUUUUGUCAUCUGACGUGGGGUUGGUGCGGGGUGGAGUCGCCAGGUUGCCACGACGACGGUCGAAGGAUGUAGAGUUCAGAGUAGGAGGGUUUGGAGGUGACAGAGGUUCACCUUUGAGCCUAAGAGUGUUCCCUCCACUGAGACAGCGCUCCAACAGUGAAGUGACACUGAGCGAACAGGACGAGAAUGAGGUGGAGGUUCGUGGAGGGGGCGGGAUGGGGAACCUGUUCAGAGAGUACGGCAGCACCUCCUCCAUCGACAUCCAAGGCAUUCCUGAGCAGAGCUUCUUCGACAUGCUCAGCCAGUUCCAUCAGGAGAGGCCCGACCAGCGCAGCUCAGCACCCGUACGCCUCAGGGAGCUGUUGCGCGCACCAGACUCUCCACCGAGUGGAGCUCUCCCCUCAGCUCCCUCACCUGGUCCCACAGGCGGGGACGACAGAGGGACAGGAAGAAAGGAUGGAGCCGAGAGAGUGAGAAAGAAAAGUGGAGGGACGGAGUCAUCACUGGGGACCUCCUCUUUGUUCCGGAAACUUCGGAGCUCUAGCAGAGGGGAGCUGGACGGAGGAAAAGGAGAGACUGGUGAGGACGGAGGGCGAAGUUCGACAGAUGCCUCCUACAAACAGUGGGUGUGCCCCAAGAGCUUCGUCCACUUUGAUGCUCAGAGCAUCCUGUUUGACCUCCACGAGGCGGCAGCCCAGCGAGGCUACGUCACCCAGAGGAGGAACACCGCCACAGGGGCAUCAGCUGCUUCAGUGUCCCUGUCCGUAUCUAGAUCCUCCGCUCCCAGCGUGAACGACCCCAUUUACUCCAGCAUUGAGGACCUAACACUGAGCCUCGACCCCAGCUCCACAGCACCUGCCCUCAGCAUGGACCCUCUGGACGGGCCUCCUGGAGCGCACAGCUCAAGCCCUCUGCUCCUCUGCUGUCCCCACUUCCUCAAUGAAACUGGGGGCCAUGGAGAGCGCAACAUCAGCUUCCUGAGUUCGUCAGCAGAGCGAGGAGGAGAUGGAGGAGGGGGAGAGGGAGGAAGGGGGUGGCUGAGGAGGAGUAACGCCAGCGUGUCAGUGCUGGAGGUGCCUAUUGAACAGCAGGUUACGAGACUGGACAGACUGAAGCUGUACAGCAUAGAACAUGUAGACCUGGGGGCCAGGUACUACAGAGACUACUUCCAUGGGAGAGAGCACUCAGACUACUUUGGGACAGACGAUAAGCUGGGGCCUGUGGCCGUGAGCAUCCGCAGGGAGAAACUGGAAGACACCAAAGACCUGAAAGACCAGUACCAGUACCGUCUCAUCGUCAGGACGAGCGAGUUGGUGACCCUGCGAGGCUGCAUUUUAGAGGAUGCGGUGGCGUCUACGGGGAGACACGGCACGGUGCGGGGUCUGCCGCUCAAAGAGGUCCUGGAGCAGGUCGUCCCCGAGCUCAAUGUGUCCUGUUUGAGACUGGCACUCAGCACACCCAAAGUCACAGAGCAGCUCCUUAAACUGGACGAACAGGGGUUAAGUCAGAAGCACAAGGUGGGUGUUCUGCUGUGCCGUGCAGGCCAGAGCACAGAGGAGGAGAUGUACAACAACGAGGAGGCGUCGCCCGCCUUCUCUGCUUUCCUGGAGCUGCUGGGGGAGCAGGUGCUUCUCAAAGGAUUCACCAAAUACGCUGCGCAGCUCGACACAAAGACUGACUCCACAGGCACCCACUCCCUGUACACCACCUACCAGGGCUACGAGGUCAUGUUCCACGUAUCCACCAUGCUGCCGUACAUGCCCAACAACCCACAGCAGCUACUGAGGAAGAGGCACAUAGGGAACGACAUUGUCACCAUAAUCUUCCAGGAGCCAGGGGCAUUGCCUUUCACUCCUCAGAAUAUUCGUUCACACUUCCAGCACGUCUUCGUUAUUGUGCGUGUACACAACCCCUGCUCUGAAAACACCUGUUACAGUGUUGCUGUGACAAGAAUGAAGGAUGUGCCCCCCUUUGGCCCACCCAUUCCCAGUGGCGACUUCCGUGACCCAGAAACCUUUCGGAACUUCCUUCUAGCCAAAGUUAUCAAUGCAGAAAAUGCAGCGCACAAGUCGGAGAAGUUCCACACCAUGGCAACGCGAACACGGCAGGAGUACCUGCGCGACCUGGCUGAGAACUACAUCAGCAGCACGCCGCUCGACUCAGCCGGCAAGCUUAACAACCUCAUCUCCCUUGCUUCUAAAAAACGCGAGCGCUCGAAGGCGAGAGAGGGAGCGGAGCUGGGAGCUGCGGGGGCCAUCGCCUGGAGGGUCCAGGCCCAGGACUUCAGCGGAGGUGGGACGGAGCUCCCCUGUGCCUUGGGUUUGUCGGCUGAGUAUGUCCUCCUGAUAGACUGUUCCACCAAAGAGGUGGUGUUUAACUGUUUCUGUGCGGACGUGAUCGGCUGGACACCAGAACGUCUGGCACUGAAGAUCUUCUACGGCAGAGGAGACCACAUUGCUGUGCGUGUACCGGAGGGCUGUGCGCAGGACAUCAGGGAAGUGGUGCAGAGGUUAAAGUCAUUGACAAUUGGAUGUGAGACAGUGGAUAUGACUCUGAGAAGAAACGGACUGGGACAACUGGGCUUCCAUGUUCGCCUGGACGGCACUGUGGCUGAGGUGGAGGAAUACGGCUUCGCCUGGCAGGCGGGACUGCGGCAGGGCAGUCGGUUGGUGGAGAUCUGCAAGGUGGCCGCGGUGACGCUGACUCACGAGCAGAUGAUUGACCUGCUGAGGACGUCAGUCACGGUCAAAGUGGUCAUCAUCCCUCCGUAUGAAGAGGGGGGUCCUCGCAGGGGCUGCACAGAGGAGUAUGAGAUGAAGACUAUGGAGCAGAAGCCAGAACCUGAGCCUCUGGCGGCAGGUUACAGACCCUCCCCUCGUCCAACGUGGCGAUGGGACAGCCCACCUAUCCCUCCAGGGCUCCACAGCACCCCCAACCCACAGCGCUGGGCACCCAUGGGCCCCCCGCCUCCUCCGUUGCCCCGCUCACACAAGGCCCUAAUGCCUGUUCCCUACAGAGAGCCCCAACACCUCAACUCCAAGAGGCCAGUGAGCUACCCAGAGAACCACUACACUCUGUCUCCUGCAGGAGGCGACAGAGUGCUGCCCUACAGAAACCCCUCAGCCAGCUUCUCCUCACCCUCCUCGGGUCUCAUCGGCCUCUCCACGAUGGGGCCGCCUGGAAUCACACCAGGCCCAUUUGUACGCUACAAACAUUCACCCGACAGAUAUGGAACAGGACAGCGCCCCCUGCUGCCGUAUGAGCCCCAUCUCAGCGUGGACAUCACCUCCAGUGGAGAGUCUUCCUCAGGCUUCACCAGCCAGGAAAGCACCAUGGAGCGCUGCAAAACAGAACCCCUCUGGCAUGUGCCAGCGUCGUCGUCUCGGGGACCAGGCGGUGGAGGGGGGCAGAGGAGAAUAACCAGACAGGAUGUCCCAGGCAAAGACUCUCCAAACAGACACUCCAAGGGCGAGACUCAGUACUCCAGCCACUCCAGCAGCAACACUCUGUCCAGUAACGCCUCCAGCAGCCACAGCGACGAGCGCUGGUUUGACGGAGGAACCGGGGGAGAGCGAGGAGGAGGCGGGGGCUGCCUCGGUGACCCCGCUGACACAGACCCCGAACUUCUCAACAAAGGGGGCUCCAACGACAGCGGCAUCGACGCCUCCACCCAUUACAACAACACGCGCCACGGGAACAUGUCCAACAACCAGUCCCACAAGCCCAUGCACUGCUCUGCGACCUACAGCGGCAUCCAGGAGCUGUCCGUGGGAAGGAGCAGCAGUGGAGGGGGAGAAGCAAAGAGACGCGAGUCUUCACCCAUCAUACCAGCUGCAGCCAAUCAGAACAAAGGGUACCGGACGAGGACGUUCCCGCCUCCUGGCUCCAGUGCUGAUAAAAUGGAUGCUUUCAAACCCAGGGCCUACACGCCACAGGGAUACAAGACUCCGACGGCGGAGAAAGCGCGGCCUGUCCGAGCUGCUACGGCAACACCCACUUCAGCUCAGUUAGGCUCCAUCCCUCUGUCCAGCUCCGCGCCAAAGGCCUUAUACGGGAAGGGCAGACAAACCGCCUGGCAGACCGAAGACAACAGCCCAUCGCUGUCAAACACAAACACGACAUCCAGCUCUGAUAGCAGUAACAGCAAGAAGCAGGUGGAUACGAAUUCAAAGAAUGUGUUUGGACAACCUCGACUCCGAGCAUCACUGAGGGACCUGCGCUCUCCACGGCGAACAUAUAAAAGCACCAUCGAGGACGACCUGAAGAAACUGAUCAUCAUGGACAACCCGGGAGAGACGCCACAAAGAGAUCCAUCUCCUAGACGAACCUUGCAGCGCACCUUUUCAGAUGAGUCACUGUGCAGCGGGCGCAGAGACGCCAGCUUUGCCAACUCUGAGAACCAGACGACUCCCACUGACGUACUGUUCACCUGCACCCUGCCGACACGCAGACACGCCGUGUCCUCUAAUCACACGCAGAGCAAGAAGGUGCCUCUGUCUGCGUCAGAGCUUUCUCUCACAGAAGUUAGAGACAAGGUUCCCCCCCUGAGGAGGCUCGAUCCUGGCCUGAUGCCUCUUCCUGACACAGCCUGUGGACUGGAGUGGUCCAGCCUGGUCAACGCCGCCAAAGCCUACGAAGCACAAAGAGCGGUUUCCCUCUUCUCACUGACUGAGCCGCAGGUUGGAAGUCCAGACAUGAGACCUGUCAUCAGUCCAGUUCAGUUCCACACUCCUCAGACUCCACGGACCACACCGACCUUCAGCAGUGAUGAGGCGCCCAACGAUUUGUCUGGUCGACUCUACCACCUGGAAGUCAUGUUAAAACAGCUGAAUAAUGAUCUGGAGAGAGAGAAGCAGGACAAAGUCGUUCUGCUCGCUGAGAUGGCCAACCUGAGAGAGAACAACCAGCGCUUGCAGGAGGAGAGCCAGACAGCAAGUGAGCAGCUGCGCAAGUUCAGCAUGUUUUUUACCAACCUCAACAAGACAGGAAGUGACCACGAGGCUCACUUCCUUAACGCACGAAAAUGACUCGAAGAGGGAGUGAUCAACAGCUGCAGAAGAAGAAGAGAAAGAAGAAGAGAAUGAGAUUCAGGCCAGAGGGAGGGUGAGUGUGAGAGAAAUAUUCUUUCAGGAGGCAGAGGUCACAGACGUCACCUCACUCAGCUUCCAGUGGACUGCCUUAAACCAGAGAGAGUGAGAGAAAGACGAAUUUUUAAAUGCAACACUCCCAGCAAGCCCCACCGAGCCUGUGCAUAGACGAAGUAGAGACCCUCCCUCUCUAUUCUCUGAGUGUUUAUUUUUAUAAACUGAAGUCAAAAAGUCUUAUAUACUUGUCGUGUAUAAAUAUAUAUGCUACUAUGCCGGAGGAGCGACUAGGAGAGGAGAACCUGACUGUUUUCAAGAACACUACAUCACCUGGAGAGGCCUAAUACUGUUCCUGCAGCGAAUCAGCCAAAAAAAUAAAUAAAUAAACAAAAAAAUAAAAAUAAAAACAGAUUCAUUACAGACUGCAUCUCCCAGAAUGCACUAAAAGUAAUGGAAGCUCUACAGACAUGGUACUGUAGAUAGAUGCCUGUGUGGUACAAUUCUCAUGUAUCAAUAUUAUCCACAUUGUACUGAUAUUGCAUAACAGUCGUACUAAAGAGGUAUGUGUGAGUGUAACUGAUGGUACAGCGAAUACUCAGAAGCAUUACUGCACAACAGUGUUUGCGCUCAAGGCUAGAUGCGUUUUAUUACCCUUUGGUGUGUAUGUGCGUGCGUGCUUGUGUGUUAAUGUGGGAGUGUGUGAGAAAGCAGUUGAAUGUGAUGGUCUGUUAAAGAACAACUGAGUGAUGAACAAAUUAGUUUACUGUAAUAUGAAACUCAGUGGGCCACAAUACUUUCCUUUCCUCCGUUUACAUGGAUGAACCGUGGCCCAUAGAUGUGAAACAAGCCAUCAGCGUGUUGAGUGUAAAUGGUCGGUGUCAGAAACUCAGUGAUAUAUUACCAGUAUCAUAUCUCUAAUGUAGUGCGUUGUUUGUUUUGAAUUUAAUUUCCACUGUUUCCAGUAGUGUUGUAUCAUCUCAGAUCUCAGUGUACUGGAUAAUUAUUUUAACCUUGAGUCGUUAUCACAGUACAGUACUUUUAAAUAAUCUUUUUAUGUAUUAUUUAAAGCAGUAGUCGGACAUUUUGGGAAGUAUCUACACUUACCGGUUUUCUGGCUGAGUGUCAGAUUAAAAGAUGAUACCACUGUCACUUUAACCACUUCAGUAAUCUAAUAUCGUCUGUCAUAACAAACAGUCGUCAGCUUUGCAUAUUUUUCAUACAAAUAUCAGUAUAAUUAAAUGAUUUAAACAUUAAAAGUCCGUCACUUUUGACGAGAUGCAUGGAUUCAGUAAGCAGUAUGCAGUGGGCUAUAACUAUAGCUUUAGCCUUUAGUUGUUUGCAUUUUGGAAAAUAAAGCAAGCCGAAUUCUCUUUUAGCCGUUUCUGUCAAUGACAUGUACCAGUGAAGAACUGAGAACUAUUCCUGGAUUUCUUUGAUAAUGCAGAAAAAUUAAAAACGUGAUAAUUCUCAUACAAGUUCUGGAGUUAUAAGGAGCCUCUUUUUGCUAUGAUUUCUAAGUGGGUUUAUUGACGUUUACUCUCGCUGGACGUCAGAGAUAAUAGUAUCAUUGGAAAGUGUAGGUCACACUGAAUCUAAAAAUAUGUGUAUCAUGUCUGCGUGUUGAAAUUUAACUGAGCGAGAGCAGACGAAUUGUGCUGAUAAGUGGGCCAAACCACAGUAACCAAACACAGUUAUGGACAAACGUGAGAGUGGUAUCAGUCACCUCUCAGCAAGAAAGCGCACAAAUUUAUUUCCCAAAAUGUCUGACUCUUCCUGUAACUGCAUCUCCUUUGCGUACUAAUCGAAAUGAAGCUAUGUCACCAGUAAUGUGUGCUUAUAGAAAACAUUUACUGUACAUGAAACUCACUGGACAACACUGAAGCUCCUUCAUAUCAGAACCAGUCUGUCUGUGUGUGUGAGAGGAUUUUGUCCCUGUGCUCUGUGAUAAACCCAAAUGAACACAAAAGACACUAUUUAUACUGCUAGCUUGCUUAACGAUAUUGUCUACUAUAUCUAUUUUUCAUACAGAAAUAAGUGUCCGUCUGUGUUUUUUGGAUGCUGGUACUGACUGGACAACACAUCCCUGCAGAGGGUGACUCUUAAUCUUCCUGUUUCAGUUUAGUAAUUGCUGAUAAAAUUGUACUAAAUUUUCAUCUCCUGCUCUGCCCUGUGGAACAGCUACUCAUCACUCAUCAGGUUUCCUCCCUGGUCUGACUGGAUCUGUUUGUUUGAACUCGCUCAGGUUUCUCAAGAUGCUGUUAGUAACACUAUACCGUCAGUUAGGGGUGGGCGAUAUGAUGUAUCGUGCUGCGAGACAAUUUCAGUUUGUCUGCAGUCAGAUUUUUACAUGUUGUUUAUUCCACAGUAGCUUAUCCCUAUAUUUCUGGGUGUAUUAAGUCAUUGUAGGUAAAUCAGUUAGCAUUUAAUUUUCUAGAUUAGUGCAAAACAUACAAACAUAAACCAUUUCUAAAUAGAGUUUCUGUAAAGUCGACUAUAUCAAUAUCUUGAUAUAAAAUUGCCUAUGCCGUGAUAAAAGAUAUUUAUCCAUAUCGCCCACUCCUACUCUCAAAAAUACUUCUCUCUCUGUUAAAAUAGGGAAAAAGUGUUGACAGAAAACUGCUAUUUUCUCCUGCUUCUCUUCAGCCCAUAAAAAAAAGAAAUACUUGAUCCACUUCGAUGUCACUACUUCCUUAUUCCUCUGCAGCCGGUUUUACAGCUUCAUGUUGGGCUGUUGUCGUCACAGUAACUUUGAUACCAGUAACGUUUAUACUUAAACCUCUUUGCUUUGGGUUCAGAAAUACUACUUUGACCAGUCUGUCCUAAACAAAUACAGGCUUUAGACAGGUUCAGACACUCCUCAGAAAGCUCCCAUGUUUAUUCUGGUUUCAGGUUUGGGCAUUUUUAAGGGGACCAGGCUCCGAGUGACACACUCCUGUUGUUCCUCCUCCAGUAGGAAAUCCUUCACUCAUGCAGCUUUGCAGGUGUAGCUGUGAUUUUACUUUCUACAAGUCUUAAUCUUUAGUUCGCUUAUGUAAAAGGGGCAAGGUUUCUUCUUUUUUUAUAUAUAUAUGAAUUUUGUUCAUGUUAUGUAUAAUUUUAAGCUAUUUAUAGCAUACACAGCAAUCCCUGUUGAACAAAUCAAUAAUGCAUUAUUAAGGUUAAUGGUGAUAUUGUACAACUAGGUUUGUUUUUAGAUGUUAAAUAUUUUGAUAAUUUAUUUUUUAACACAUUGGCCACUGUUGCAGACAAUAGUGAAGAUGAGAGGGUACUGUGUUUUUAUUUGUGUAUGCUGUUUUACUUCUGAUCUCUGUACAAAACUGAUUUGUAUGAUUCUUUCAUUGUUUUCUAUUUUCUGACGUCGUCUUUCCUCCUUGUGCAUCGGUGCAUUCUGCAUGUGGCAGGGGUACAUGACACGUAGACACAAACGUUUGGUCGGACAUUGUUUUCCUUGGGUUGUAAUAAUAACUUGUACAUUUUAAAGUGUAAAUUAUGUUUUCAUUAUUUUAUAAAAAAUAUAUUAAAAAAUAACUAUCAGAUGA